This is a messenger RNA of Dichotomopilus funicola, 1176 nucleotides long. Its product is annotated as C2H2 type zinc-finger-domain-containing protein. Gene Ontology annotation, cellular component: preribosome, large subunit precursor. Gene Ontology annotation, biological process: ribosomal large subunit biogenesis. The transcript is spliced from 3 exons. NCBI's taxonomy places the organism in Eukaryota, Fungi, Ascomycota, Sordariomycetes, Sordariales, Chaetomiaceae. The record is from RefSeq and is a predicted model, not a curated record. The coding region runs from base 1 to 1176 and encodes 391 amino acids.
AUGGACGGAUCGGACACUGCAACAGUGGCUUCGGAUGAAAUUCCCAUUGUAACCCCCUCACCCGAGUCGUUGCUGCAAUGCCGUCUAUGCAACCUGUCCUUCGACACGCCUGGGGAUAAACGACAACAUGCAAAAAGUGAAUGGCAUGUUUAUCAAAUUCGUUGUCGGGUAGCAGAACCGGGAACCGUGGUGUCCCCUCCCGACGUAAAGUCUGGAACGAGACACUCCGACAGGCGGCUGAAACGUCGUCAAAAGCAAGGUUUCGAACCGGGUGAACUUUCCGAGCAGAGUGGUCCCAGUGAUGUUUUGGAGGAAAAUGGCGACAACGAUAUCGAUGCCGAAUUUUCGGAAAACGAUUCCCUGUCAGAAGACGAUAACGAGGUCGAAUUUAUCCCCGAGGAGUGCUUAUUCUGCGACAGCUCCAGCGAAGACUUUGCCUCCAACGUAUCUCACAUGCACCAGGCCCACAGUCUAUUGAUUCCCUUUCAGUCGUCGCUUGUAGUCGAUCUUCAAACCGUGAUCUGGUUUCUCCACAUGGUUAUCUUCCGGUACCGGGAAUGCAUCUGCUGUGGUCGGCGCCGGCGGACAGUGGAAGCGAUACAGCAGCACAUGACCACGAAGGGGCACUGUCGUGUGGAGGUGACAGAGGAGACGCGCGGAUUUUACCAUCCCGAGCUUUCCCAACACGUGGACCUACGUGACAAGGCGGCAGGCUUGGGAUCCGCAGUCCAUCAUCAAGAAGACGGGACCCUCCGCCUUCCGUCAGGCAAGAUCCUCUCGCAUCGAAACAGCCAUAUCGAUACCACUAUUUCCCGAAGACAGCCCAAACCACCCGCCCAUCCCGACACUUCCACCUCGCUCCCAGAGCCAACUCCCCAUGCCGACAACAACAGCCAGUCCAACCCGUCCGACGGCGGGGUCACCACCACUACACUCCAACCGCCUCAGACACAGCUUCAAACUCAACUUGGACGGCUUCGUGCCGGCGACCAACUCAGCCUAGCCCAUCUGUCGGAGGCUCAGCAGCGGUCCGUGUUGGUAGCCCGGCGGAAGGGCGUGGACGAGGCACGGCGAGUAGAGCGUCGGAGCCGGGGACGGGCGGAUGCGGUUGGGAAUAAGGUGGCGGUGCAUACGAAGUAUUAUAAGCAGGAGGUGCCUGUUUAUAUGGGGGGUUGA